Messenger RNA from Rotaria sp. Silwood1, 294 nucleotides. The record is from the annotation of a GenBank genome assembly. Lineage: Eukaryota; Metazoa; Rotifera; Eurotatoria; Philodinida; Philodinidae.
AUGAUUUAUCAUCAAUCACAAAAACAUAAACAACUUUAUAAAUCAAUAAAUCAUAAUGAAAAUUCAUCAAUUGUUAAAUAUAAUUAUCUUAUUACAGUUGAUAUUUCAAAAGUUAAUGAUAAUUAUAAAGAAGAAUUUUUAUUUAAUACAAAAACAUAUUUUCAUAAUAAUAUUCUUCUUUAUAUCAGAGAUGACACACGACUUAAUUAUGUUAAAAUAAAUAAAAUUUAUUUAUUCGAAGGAAAAAAUUAUUCAAAAUUUUUAUCAACUAUUUCAAAAAAAGCAACAGAAUAA